Messenger RNA from Ictalurus punctatus (channel catfish), 1090 nucleotides. RefSeq names its product prothymosin alpha b (gene ptmab). Gene Ontology annotation, molecular function: histone binding. The transcript has 5 exons. Gene Ontology annotation, cellular component: nucleus. The record is from RefSeq and is a predicted model, not a curated record. Gene Ontology annotation, biological process: negative regulation of apoptotic process; positive regulation of transcription by RNA polymerase II. The coding region runs from base 158 to 481 and encodes 107 amino acids. Lineage: Eukaryota; Metazoa; Chordata; Actinopteri; Siluriformes; Ictaluridae.
GCCGACGGCAUUAGCUUAGAAGAGCUAUAAAGUAAACAGCUUAAUAUUGAUUAGAGAAGAAUCAACGCGAAGCGGAUUUACUUAAAUAUUUUCUUACGUUUUUUUUUGGCAUUAUUUAUAUUAUUUAGUCAAUAUAAAAAAUUUAAAAAAGACAACCAUGGCAGACACCAAGGUAGAUUCCGCGACGGAAAUUUCCGCCAAGGACUUGAAGGAGAAGAAGCUCCUUGAGGAGAAGGAAAAUGGAAAGGAGGCCACUAAUGGAAAGGAAAAUGAGGAGAACGGAGAGCCUGAGAUUGAUGAGGAAGAGGAGGAUGAAGUAGACGAAGAAGACGAGGAGGAAGAUGGAGAGGGAGAUGAAGAUGAGGAGGAGGACGAGGAGGACGACCUGGGCGGAGGAACGAAACGAGGGGCUGAUGAGGAUGACGAGGACGAUGAGGACGAGGUCGACCCGAAGAAACAGAAGACGGACGACGAUGAUUAAAAGGAUUGUUGGAUGCUACUGAUCCGGUGUAGAGCUCAUCUUCAGCACAUUUGUUGGAGCCAGUGGCAUAAAGGACUCAAACAUCAAACAUGGUCAUUUUUUCCCCCCCAAGUUCCUGCGUCUCACCCACUAACCCCCAAUGCAAAAUUUUCUAGAGGGAAAAGUCCACCACCCAGAUCCCCAACACGACGACAAAGUUCACAAGACGAGGAUUUGUUUGUAUUUUUAUUUACAUUUUAUAUUUUUGUACAUAUUGUUAAGGGAUCAGUCACUUGAUCGUGAUCUCCUGUGACCAAAACGGUGCUUCUUUAUGAAAUUUUACUUGUUUGACCAUGUCUCGCAAACUUUGGAAACAGAAACAUUUAUAAAAAAUAAUAAAAAAAAUUCAGCCAUUUAACUCUGAGCAUUCCAGUCAGAUUUUAUGUAUGAACUUUAGUUGUACCAUAAACUAGUUUUGUUUCGUUUUUGUUUUGUUUGUAUGGGAGGGCUAGGCCAAAGAAAAGGAGUUACUUUUCUUAUUGUUUUUCGUUUGCAUUUGUUUUACCUUGGCCUGUCUGUGUGUGUGAAGUUUGUUCAACAAUAAACCUGACUUUUAUUUUGUGAGUUGUA